Molecule: messenger RNA, 2359 nt
Organism: Xyrauchen texanus (razorback sucker)
Lineage: Eukaryota; Metazoa; Chordata; Actinopteri; Cypriniformes; Catostomidae
Gene: pstpip1b
Product: proline-serine-threonine phosphatase interacting protein 1b
Exons: 14
Coding region: 153-1379 (408 amino acids)
Biological process (GO): actin filament polymerization
Cellular component (GO): cytoplasm; plasma membrane; actin filament
Molecular function (GO): actin filament binding
Source: RefSeq, a predicted model, not a curated record
AAAGCCUCUGCGUGUGUUGUUCCUGUGUGUCCUACUUUAACAGUAAUUUUAAUGUCCACUUUAUCUUUCGAUGCUAAACUCUUUAAGCGCGUAAUUUAGACGUCGCGCGGACACGUCAAAACACUUCAGAAUUUACCGAUUUUGAGACCAAGAUGGCUUUAAAGUUCUGCGAUGCGUUUUGGGGUGCUGACAUAGCCGACCAAUCAGGUUAUGAGGCUAUAUUGCAGAGGUUACAGGAUGGCAGACACAUGUGCAAAGAUGUGGAGGAUCUGUUGAAAAUGAGAGCAAUAGCGGAGGAGAAGUAUGGAAGAGAGCUUGUGGCCAUUGCUCGAAAGGCAGAGGGUCAAACCGAGAUUGGAACAUUAAAGUCAUCGUUUGACAAGAUGAAAGCAGAGAUUGAAAAGACAGGAAACCUGCACAUCCAGCUAUCAGAAAGGAUAAGGGAGGAAGUUCAAAAACUAGAGGCAUUUCGAGAACACCAGAGGGAACAGAGAAAAAAGCUUGAAGAGAUUAUUGAAAAACUUCAGAAGCCUAAAAUUGUGUUACACAAGAAGACAGUAGAGUCAAAAAGGUUAUAUGAUCAGAGAAGUAAGGAGGCUGAUGAAGCUGAGCAAGCAGUGGGGAAGAAGACAAAUGUGAAUGCCUCCACCCAUCGGCAAUCAGAAAAGGUGCUGAACAGGGCCAGAUUGUGCAUGCAAGCAGCCAUCCUGGCAGAAAAGCAGUACAGGUGGAAUGUUGAUCAGCUGGAGAAAACACGCCAGGACUGGGAGAGCACAUACAGGAGCGCGUGUGAGGUGUUUCAGCAGCAGGAGUCUGAACGCAUUAAUAUCUUGCGCUGUGUGUUAUGGGAUCACUGUAAUAUGCUGUCUAUGCAGUGCAUCAGGGAUGAUGAGUGCUAUGAGGAAGUACGGAAGAUUUUAGAGCAGUGUGAAAUCAUCACUGACAACAACUGCUUCAUUGAGAUGAAAAAGACUUGCUGUCAUCCACCAGCUCCCAUUGAGUUUCAGUGUUACUGUAACAUGGACACUAAUGGAAGUGUGAUGGAAAUGGAAUCUGUUGUGGUGCCCUCUAGUGGGUGCCCCGAAGCAGACAGUAAGUUGGGUGAAACAUACACUCCUGCUCAAGAAAGAGGAGGUGUCCCUGAGGAGAAGUACGUGGUGUUAUAUGAUUUUAAGGCGCAGGAAGCAGAUGAGCUUUCUAUCAAUAAAGGAGAAGUUGUCACAGUUACUGAGAAAGGCAAGGAUGGGUGGUGGACAGCAUGGAGGAAUGGCAUAUCUGGGCUGGUCCCUGGAACAUACUUGACCAAAAUCUCACUGCAGAGUCACAGCACACAUCUUGCUACUUCUCAUCCAGAACAUAAUCCUACCAACUGCAAUUAAUCAAAUCUGGAUAUGUCUAAAUGAGUUGAGUAGUCAUUACACUAAGUGUAAAUAAGAUGAUCUGUUAAGCCUAUACCUAUUGUGCCUUAUGAAACAUAUCAGCUCUUGACAUGCUUAAUUAGGAAUUCUUUAUGAUUAAUUGAAUAAUGAAAUUACUGCUACAUGUCACUGUUUUGCAAUUGUUUGUGUAAUCCUUUCUAGGUCAGGGUUGGAGGUGUAUGCUUUUGUGUACUGUCAAGACUUGUUUUAUGUAGUUGGUUUUAUCUGUUGGGGUUAUCUGCUGCAUCCUCCACUAUAUGUCUAGUGCACUGGAUCGACGUGAAAGAUCUGGGAUUGCACAUGCAAAUUACAUUUAGCACAAAUUCUGUGGGAGCUUCUGCACCAUUGCCUGAUCUUGAUAGUUCCUUUAGUGAAUCAGGCGCUGAACCAGUGCAGACAACACAUGCAAAUAAAUGCAGCUUUUACCAGGUGCAAUUCAUUAUAAGUGAAGUCCCACUUUAAUGUUGAAAUUUUUAAUAGGCUUUUGUCUUUUUCUAUUUACUGUUUGUUACGUACUAAUGUGUUUUAGAAAGAAAUAUGUGCCCUAUUACACAAAAGCACAAGAACUAGUCCAUGCUGACCUUUCUUGUUCAGUACAGUUGCAGUCUAUCCAGUCCAGUUUGUGGAUUCGGUGGACUCCUAGUGCCUUGUAGACAGUACUGCCACCACAUUAACUCCCUAAAUGAUUACUCUCUGAAGCAUUAAAAUAUUAAGUAUUUUCUUUUUCAACAAAUGUUUAUUGAAAGGAGUGGCUUAACCUUCAGAAAUGUUGAUUGUCAGGCUCGGCAGGUCAAACUAAAUAUGUGAGUGUUUUAAUUUUCAUUCAUUUUCUGUGGGGUUUGAAAUGUUUGCAACCCUGUUACCAAAAUUUGUAACUAGUCUAAAUACAGUUUUAAACCCUGAUUUCUGUGAUUUUGUAAUUUAUUAGCAAUAAACAUUAA